This is a messenger RNA of Papilio xuthus (Asian swallowtail), 1653 nucleotides long. RefSeq names its product intraflagellar transport 52 (gene IFT52). Gene Ontology annotation, biological process: cilium assembly; intraciliary transport. The transcript has 10 exons. Lineage: Eukaryota; Metazoa; Arthropoda; Insecta; Lepidoptera; Papilionidae. The coding region runs from base 72 to 1397 and encodes 441 amino acids. Gene Ontology annotation, cellular component: centriole; intraciliary transport particle B; cilium. The record is from RefSeq and is a predicted model, not a curated record.
GGCGGUAAAUAAUUGAUCCAAGACAAUUUUGUUAAUAAAUUGCUUAAAUAGAAAUAAAAGUAUUUAUCAAAAUGAAAUCUGUAGUGAAUACAAUAUUAUUCGAUGUUUCUAAGAACGAAAUGUUUAAAAUAAAUGAAAAUUAUAAAAUGCUUCAUCGCAAACUGAAGGCAACUUGGAAGGUUAUGAUCAAUCGAGAAGAGUUAACACAAAAUAUUCUAGAAGAUGUCCAGAUCCUUGUGGUACCAGGGCCGCAGAACGUGUUCACAGAUGACGAGCUAGCCUGUCUCAAGAGUGUGGUAGAGAGGGGAGAUUCCGUUCUCGUCAUGAUGACAGAUGGAGGGGAGGAACGUAUGAAUACAAAUAUUAAUUUCUUUCUAGAAGAAUAUGGUAUAGUUGUUAAUAAUGAUUGCGUGGUUCGCGCUAAAUACCACAAAUUCUAUCACCCAAAGGAGUGUCAUAUAUCUAAUGGCAUUUUAAACCGUGGUGUCAUGAAGUACAUCAUGAAGAUGCCAAACUACAGCGUUGAGAGUGAUGACUUUCUGGAAGAUCCUCCGACUCCCACCUUUGUGUAUCCUUAUGGCGCGACGCUGACAGUCAAGAAGCCCGCAGCCGCCAUCUUGUCCAGUAGCGACCUCUGUUACCCUGUUAAGAGACCAAUUGCCGCCUUGUAUACUGCGGACAGCGGAGGCAAGUUAUUCGUCAUUGGUUCGGGGCAUUUCUUCGCUGAUCAGUACUUGGAAAGCGAGUGCAACGACCUAAUCCGUGAGAUGGUGUUCAAUCACCUCGGCGGCGCUGCUGACCUGCAUCUUAAUCCUGUCGAUGUAGAAGACCCGGAUGUGAACGAGUACCGCACUUUGGGCGAUGCAUUGUUCCUGAGCCAGGUGGCGCUGCCGACCCCCGCCACCGCGCCGCCCCCGCGUCUCGCCCCGCUGCACCCACACGCCCUCUUCACUUGGACACUAUUCUCUCUCAACUUGGCACAGCUGCCCGAAGUACUAGGAUUGUAUGACGCGCUAGGAGUAAAACAUGAGCCGCUGAGACUGAUCGCGCCUCAAUUCGAAACCCCUUUUCCUCCAUUACAGCUAGCGGUGUUCGCGCCGAGGUUCCGUGAACCACCACCGCCGCCGCUGGAGCUGUUUGACUUAGACGAGGCUCUGAGCUCGGAGCGCGCGCAACUCGCACGCCUCGCCAACAAAUGCUUGCAGCCAGACAACGAAAAGAUGGCGCAAGGAGACAGUAGUCAGUUGGAGAAUGAAUUGGAGUACUUCAUCAGGGAGUGUGGACGAGUGGUGCGACUAUCUCGAGCACUGACAGAUGCGCCCUCUGCUAAAGCCAUCUUACAUCAAUUGAUGGUCCAGCUGGCAGCGUUCAAGAAGAUCUCACCCAGAGAAGAAUAGUAGAGAUGGAGAUGAAAGAGGACAGGUCGACGCAGCGUGGGCAGGCCUCCCGCAAGAUGGACCGAUGACCUGGUCAAGGUUGCGGGGGCGUCCUGGAUGCAGGUGGCACAAGACCGGUCAUCGUGGCGAUCUUUGGGGGAGGCCUAUGCCCAGCAGUGGGCGUCCCAUGGCUGACAGGAAGGAAGGAAGGAAGAUAAUAUAUGUUUUUAUACAUGUUGUAUAGAAGUGGAAAUUUACAGUUAGAUUCAACAUAAGU